GUACCAUCCUGGUACUGACGUAUGUGACAGCUGUUAAAGUGACAUUGACAGGAGAUGUCAAAUCGGGGGUUUUUAGUUGAAGCCCGUUUGAUGUGAGAAGGAGCGGAUUCGGUGAAGCGAAAGUAACACGAUCGUAAUAAGAAUGUCUCUGAACAUCCAGCAGAUAAUAACAGAUGCCAAGGAGCUGGCUGGGCGUCUGAAGGAGCGCAACUGUUUCGCGGAUAUGCUGCUAAACGAUACGCACGGAAUCAGAAAAAAGAUUGAUGCCAUGAAACAGUACAAGGAUGAGGUUGAUGAGCUUAAUGUGCUGGCUCAUCAGAAGCCGCACACCUCUCUUGUGGCUUAUAUACAUAUGGAGAAUCGCAACCUGAUGGAGAUCAAGGUGGAGAAUAUUGAGCUGCGGAACGCGCUCGAGGAACAUCAGAUUGCAUUGGAGCACAUCAUGACCAAAUACAGAUUGCACACCAAUCAGCAGAUUUACAGGUCGACCAUUGAUUUCUCAUUGCUGAACGAUCAGAAGUACAAUGAGAUCAUCAGGGAUCAGGCGGAGAAGAUCAAAGAGAUGGCCGCGAUCAUGGAGAAGGCAGCCUCCAUGGACGACGACAAAACUUACCAAGACGGUGAACUAAUAUCAAUGCUGAAAGCUGAAAACAAGGGAUUACGCGAGAUGCUGGACAUCUCCUGCAAAUUCGGAUCGUUAGGUAAACUGUCCGCUCCGACAACGGAGGACAAGAACAUACAGACCGAGCAGCCGAAUCCGAUCUGAAUCGGUUUCCUUCUAUUUAUUAAUAAACACACAAACACAUGCCCCACGUUAACCAAUUUUUCAAGAAGAAAAGAGCACUAUAUAUAUAUUAUAUAUAUCAUUCGUUAACUUAUAUGUAUACCUAAUACUGUUUUCAUUUAUUUUUUAACGUAUUUAUGAAACGUUCGUUUCUCUCUCUUUUUUUAAAUUCAACUUAGUGAUUGUUUGUUUCUUUUAGAGGAUGCUCAGGAUUCAUAUUUCGAUUUCAUCAUUACAUUUUAUUUUUUUUUUGUGAAGCAGUAGAUUUCAUUUGUCUUCUCGCUCUGUUUGUUUUUGUUGACUUCGCGGUUCGCGCGAGGUUUAUCUCCAUUUAUCCGUUGAAUUU
Molecule: messenger RNA, 1130 nt
Organism: Nicrophorus vespilloides
Lineage: Eukaryota; Metazoa; Arthropoda; Insecta; Coleoptera; Silphidae
Product: FGFR1 oncogene partner 2 homolog
Exons: 4
Coding region: 143-766 (207 amino acids)
Source: RefSeq, a predicted model, not a curated record